ACCCCAUCAGCUGUUCAGAAGAUUAAGCAGCUUCUUAAAGAUAAGCCUGAGCAUGUAGGCGUGAAAGUAGGUGUUCGUACCAGAGGCUGCAAUGGACUUUCUUACACGUUAGAAUAUACAAAAUCAAAGGGAGACUCUGAUGAAGAAGUAGUUCAAGAUGGAGUUAGAGUGUUUAUUGAGAAGAAGGCACAGCUGACACUUCUAGGAACUGAAAUGGACUAUGUAGAAGACAAACUGUCCAGUGAAUUUGUGUUCAAUAACCCAAACAUCAAAGGAACAUGCGGCUGUGGAGAAAGCUUUAACAUCUGA
Merops nubicus (carmine bee-eater) is the source of this 309-nucleotide messenger RNA. It is a transcript of the gene ISCA1, whose product is annotated as iron-sulfur cluster assembly 1. Gene Ontology annotation, biological process: iron-sulfur cluster assembly. The record is from RefSeq and is a predicted model, not a curated record. NCBI's taxonomy places the organism in Eukaryota, Metazoa, Chordata, Aves, Coraciiformes, Meropidae. Gene Ontology annotation, molecular function: 2 iron, 2 sulfur cluster binding. The annotation marks the transcript as partial. The transcript has 3 exons. Gene Ontology annotation, cellular component: mitochondrion; cytoplasm.